Alternaria triticimaculans is the source of this 1236-nucleotide messenger RNA. RefSeq lists its product as uncharacterized. The record is from RefSeq and is a predicted model, not a curated record. Bases 1 to 1236 code for a protein of 411 amino acids. The transcript is spliced from 2 exons. NCBI's taxonomy places the organism in Eukaryota, Fungi, Ascomycota, Dothideomycetes, Pleosporales, Pleosporaceae.
AUGGCACGAACCAGAGCCUGCAAAGCGCGUUCUAGACCUCCCUCUCGCAGCCGCAUCACCAAAGUGACCUCGGGACGUGGGUCUACAGUGGAGUCACUCCGUGCAUCGACAGUAUCCGUUGAAGAUUACAAGGAUAAGAGAGGUUACUUGCGCGACAUCGACAGAGAAGAAAGCACCGUAAAGAUCAAGCAAGAAGACGAAGAUACAACAGAGACAAACGACAGAAAGAUAUCUCCGAAGAGACGGGCUCGAGAAGCCACACCAAAGACUUCUGUGGCGAAGAAACAAAAGUCCUCCCCACCUGCUUCCGUCACUCGUCUUACGCGCUCCAAGACUUUGCCUUACAGGAGAGAAGCGAGUAGUACCCGGUCUGAUAGUGAGUCAGAGAGUGAUAUCGAGACCGACGCACGCACCAAGAUGCGCUCCAUCAACUCAUCUCUUCGCCUAUUACGCCCAUAUAUGGCCUUCCAACUAUCCAUCUCUGGACUUUCGGGCAAAGCAUACAACGCCGCACAAGCAUCGAUGAAGUCCGUCCUUGACGUCGCAGAGAACUUUGAGAAGCAGUGUGGUGGAGCUCUUGCAAGGGCACACGACAGCCUCAGCAGUAGCAGCAGUGUGGAUUCUGAGGAGCGAGAGUCACCGAACAGACAAAAGCGUGGAGAAGAAAGACAAACAUACAAAGUCGCGAAGCUUGGAGCAAAGAGAGACGAGGACGUGUUACCGAGGAAACAGCAGGAACUGAAUGAACAGACGAGGAAGAGACUCGCGCAAGAGCGAAAGGGAAGAGGAAGGGCAAGACGAGAUCCGAGCGAAGACGAAGACUCAUCCGUCCAUUCCUCUUCGCGUUCAUCUUCCACCACGACCUCCGAAACCGCAACAGAAAUAGCCAGUGACACCGAGGACGAAGCCAAAUACCCGCCAAUCAAGCUGCUCUCCGUAUCGAGCACAACCUCAGUCUACGACUCGCUCCGCGCAUCGACAACGGAAUCUGGGGAAACUAGCUCGGAAGGCGAAGAAAGCGAUGUGAUUGAACGCCGUGAGAAGAACGCAUUGCGGCGGCAGAAAGCGAGACAGAAGAAGCGGAAUGCGUGGAAGAGGGAAGAAGUCGAGUCGGCGAGCGAGGCAGAAACUGAAAUGAAGCUGGUUGAGGAGAUGGAAGAGGAGAGCACACCUGUAACGACGGAAAGUGAUUGUAGAACGGAAGUCAUGGUAGAUUUCUGUCCGAUAGCAUGGUAA